CUUCAAUUUCCGUGAUCCUCAAUCAAGUCCCCAGAUACCAAACUCUCGAGAACCAUAUCCAUGGCGGCAACCACCAAGAGGUAUGCAGUGGUCACGGGAGGAAACAAGGGGAUUGGGUUCGAGAUUUGCAGGCAGCUGGCUUCUAACGGCGUUCUGGUUGUUUUAACAGCCAGAGAUGAAAACAGAGGCCUCCAAGCUGUUCAGAAGCUCAGAGAUGGCGACCCAGCUCUCUCGGACAACUUAGUCUUCCACAAACUUGAUGUGGCAGACAGUAGCAGCAUUUCUUCCCUUGCAGAUUUCAUCAGAACCCAAUUCGGGAAGCUUGACAUCUUGGUGAACAAUGCUGGAAUUUUCGGGGCGACGAUGGACGUAGAUGGUUCUAGGCUAGUACCCUUAUUCGUCUUGUUUGGGUCAAUCUUACUUAUCUAUCUAUCAUCUUCCAAACAGUGGCUUGAGAGCAUUACAGACACAUACGAAUUGGCAGAAGAGUGCUUGAAAACAAACUACCAUGGCGCCAAGCAAAUGAUCGAAACGUUUUUGCCACUGCUUCAGCAGUCUGAUUUGCCCCGGAUAGUCAACGUUUCCUCUGGAUUGGGGAAGCUGAAGAAUGUCAAGCAUGAAUGGGCUACAAGUGUGCUGAGUGAUGUCGAGAAUCUGACUGAAGAGAAAGUGGAACAAGUGUUGAAUCAGUACCUGAAAGACUUCAAGGAAGGUUCGUUGGCAACCAAAGGCUGGCCGCGUGGGGCUUCUGCAUAUACACUGUCGAAGGCAGCGUUGAAUGGUUACAGCAGGAUCAUAGCCAAGAAGUACCCAAAUCUGUGCAUCAACUGCGUUUGCCCUGGAUAUGUGAAGACGGAUAUUAACCAGAAUACUGGGUUUAGAACCCCGGAUGAAGGCGCGGAAGGUCCUGUGAAGUUGGCAUUGUUGCCCUAUGGCGGGCCUUCUGGUCGUUUCUUUGAUCAGACAGAGGAGGGUUCCUUCUGAUAUUCCAUAGAUGUCAGCUUGCUGUAGUAUGGUACUUUACGUAUUCAAUAAUGUGUGUCUGAUUGUAUCUGCGUAUGAGAGACCAAUUGGCUUGGCUGCAAAUCAAUGUCAUCAUGUGGGAUUACUAUUGUGUGAUGAGAAAUUUGGCAACAAGGUUUCAGUAUGUUACUUUUUUUAAUGGAUGAAGGGGGUGAUGAGCUCCUGCCUGUUAUCCAUCUCUUCUCAAAUAGACCAAGAAGCCAUAAAUAAGUUCAAAUCCAACAGCCACUCUGAAUAGUUGAUGUACACCUUGGCAAUGAUGUACAGCUUGGGAGAUACCGAGCUUCUAUUAGCUGGAUAGCUGAUAGGUGAGGUGUGUUGAUUCAGCGGGGAGCUAAUCGACUGAGUUGAGAGAUUGUUGUAAUUUCUGGUGCUUCAACAAACAUAUUCGUAGUGCAAUGUCUCAGACCGUGGAAUAGUGAGUUUUGAGAUUCUUAUUCUCUCAACAGCGGAAACCACGUAAAACC
Messenger RNA from Linum tenue, 1490 nucleotides. The record is from the annotation of a GenBank genome assembly. NCBI's taxonomy places the organism in Eukaryota, Viridiplantae, Streptophyta, Magnoliopsida, Malpighiales, Linaceae.